UUGCGGGUAGUGGUUGUGUUUUGCGUGUUUUCAAGCGAACGCUAUCUCGCUAUCCCUGUGAAGCUGUCCAAAGUUUUUCAAUGGGUGUUUCAAUGUGGGGUCCGCUCUCACGUGCGUUUUUGGGAAGAAAGAGAGCCUGAGCGAACGUGAGUGAGACUAAUGGAUAUGGUGCUUGGUUUGCUCUCACUCCUGGAUUGGCUCGCGAAAGUGGUGUUGGUAGUGGUGUAGGAGUUGUGUGUUGAUUACAAUUGUCGAUUGUCACACUCCAGUGACUCCAGUGAGGAAUACUGCAGCUCCGUGUUUCGAUCCAACGGGUCAUCAAACCACUGUUGCAUAGGGGGCGAUAUGCCGUUGUUUGGAAAAAGGAAGUAAAUAUUGACUCAAGUGUGGAUGCGUAAUGUCUAGCAGAAGGGCAUUAUCAUAACGCAAACAAAAGUUUUAUUCAUGUAACGAAGAUCUGUGGAGAGGAAAGUAAGAUUUAACUGAGACUGAUUUUUUAUUACUGAUGUGAGUGAAGAAUCGCGAGAAUUACCCCGUGGUGUCCGAAAGAGAGAAACAACGAGAGCGCGAGCAGCAGUGAACUGAGCAAUAGAUAGCUCUCUGGCGGGAGCGAAAGCAGCGCAAAAAAAGACCGAUUCGUGUGUGUCGUGUUGUGUGUCGCCCAGCCUGGGUUUUAAACGGAAGGAAUAUCGGUCGGUCCGAGCGGUUCGCGAUUGUUGAGUUUUUGUGUGAUGUUUUUAUUUGUUAAAACAGUGUUUAUUUGAUGUAUUGUCUAUUUGAGAAAAGUCUAUUCUCCGAUGGGGAGAAAGUAGUGUGAAUUUCAGUGAUUGUGAUGGAUAUAUCAUGUGAUUGGAGCCCCAAAGUGUCCCCUUUUCGGUGAUUCGUCUGUUUUUUUCUCCUCUACGCAUACACUGUAGAAUGCUUGAAUUCCCGUGGUUUGGAAAAGAAUUAUUGAUCUGAGCCGCCUGAGGAGAGCGAGGCGGAGAUUGUCGUGUGUUCGUGAAAAAAAAGAGUGCAGAGUUCGUGUCUUCUCGUCGAGCCACCGGGCGUUUUUGUGAUUAUCGAUUUCAGGCGCCCAGGCCAAAGGGGCCAUAUGGAUUAGAGAGGGGCACCUCGUUCACGUGGAUUUCGGGAAAAUAAAUGUUACUUCCACCGUAAUCCGCCCUCUACCGCUAGGAGAAGGUAGAGUCCAAGCAAUGACCGAUGAAAGUCCUCCCCGCCGUUUGUCCCAGAUCUUCGACCCGUUGAUGAGUUUGAGCGAUGUCGAGCAAAUUCAGCAGCAAAUCCAGCACCUACAGCAGCAACAAAAUCAUCACAAGUAUGGCCAGGGAGGACCCUCCAAUUCCUCCUCCUCAGCAACACUGCUCCAGUUGCAGCAGCAGCAGCAGCAGCAACAGCAUGCGUCGGGUGCUGGCGGCGGCGGAGGUGGUGGGUACAACUACAACACGGCUUCCUCGUCAACGUCACUAUCAUCGGCCUCGAAUCAAAGUGCAAAAAUGAGCUCUAGCAGCUCCACCAGCAGUUACAUCGGGGGGCCACCCCCCGGCCUAAGCCGGAUCGUGAUGGGAUCGAGAUCGACACCCAACAGCCCUCGGCUGAUGGCCCGCCGGGGUGCUGGUGGCUCCGGUGGGCCCGGCAGCAGCAGACCACCAAUGAUUCCUCCACGGGGACCGAACGCGUCGAUGAUUGCGAAUCCCUCGAUGCUAGCGCUCGAUUCGGAUGCUCCGUGGCCGGCAUUCUCCAGCCUUACCGACAAUUUGGACGUGCAUCAGGUGAACAACUACCACCAGGGUCUACCGGAGAUUAAUUGGCAGGAACGCUGUUUGGAACUGCAGCUUGAGUUACAUCGUUCGCGCAACCAGGCUGGACGGGUUCGGGACAUGCUGCGGGAAAAGCUUUCCGAGCUCGAGCAGAGGGUCAUCGAAGCCGAGGAACGGGCCGAAGAAGCCGAAGAUAAGGUCCGGGCCAUGGAGCAGCGACUGUGUGACUGGCCCAAGUCACAAAGCAUAACUGGGCCAGCCGGAAGCAGUAAUAGCGCAGCAGGCAGUAGCAACGCAAAACCUUCGGGAAAUUCUCCGGCCGUUCCGGUGAAAAUUUCACAGCUCGAAUCUGCCGUCGAGGAACAGAAACAGCUAAGGCUACAGGACGCUCGCCAGGUCGGAGCCAAAGCAGCCAAAAUCAAGGAGUGGGUCACGAACAAACUCCGAGAGCUCGAGGAGCAGAAUCAGCUACUGCGCGAGCAAAACAUCAAGUGCAAUCAACAGUUAGAGUUGUUAAGGAAUCACAUCGCCACCCAAAGCAGUAGACAUAGUAUACAGCAGCCAGUUAGAUCUAGUUUAAGUUUAGACGUACAGGAUUACAAACGGCGCAGCGGUCGUCGAAGGAGUGAAUCGCUCGAUCCGCCGGAACAUCGCUCCCUUUUAACAUCCGCAACCGUACAUCACCACCGGCGGAACCUCUCGAUGGAACCUCAGGAAUUAGCUAGAGACUUAGCGGCCGCUGUCGAUGGCCUUAACUUAUUACCCCUCAAUCCAGGACAGCAGCCGAGUCCCAACUCAGACGUAGAUGCCGCGCAUGAUUACGCUGAGAUCUACACGCCAUCGCGGGAAAAGGCCCCCAUAUGGCUGAAAGCUCUUCCAAGCGGAGGCUCCAGCACAACCACUUCCGAUUCGGUGGCUGACCUGGGGACUCCGCGGCCACCAACUCCUCCGCUUCACAGGUUUCCUAGCUGGGAGGCCAAAAUCUACCAGGUGGCCAAUGAUGGUUUGGCGGGGGAUGAGAACGAAUCUCAGGACCAAGAGUCUGGGUCCGGUAUGACGUCCAGCAUCGGGUUGAACUCACGCUCUCAGACUGUGUCCGGUGGAUAUUGUGAUAUUAGCGUACCGGUUUACGCCACCGUUAAAGGGCGUGCCUCCCAAAUCCGAUCGAUGCCAUUUACCGGCGAUUCCAGUGAUGACAGCAGUGACGGCGAGGAACACGGUGCCAUCAUGACUUGUGCGACGUCAACCCACAACUCGCACAACUCGACCAGUACAGACAAUACCGAAACGAGCACUUCGGGCAGUGCAUCUAGUCCUUCAAAAAGCCUGAAAACCUCUUCUAGUCUAAGCCCAGCCAAACGCAGCGGGUCCGAAAGUCCAAAGAACAAAACACGAGUAGUAAUUUCAGAAAUGUCCUUUGAAUCAGGGCUGUCCGACGAUUACGCGAUACCACCGGAUGCUGUGUCCGCGGUGGACACUACCUGCAUGGACGCCUCGAUGCCCUCACUUCUGAUGCGCACCUCUUACGCCGAUUCACCCAAAAAGAUGGAAACACUCGAGAAGGUUGGUCACCUGGCAAAGCUCGGUGGCAAACUGAAAACAUGGCGCAAGCGAUGGUUCGUGCUAAAGAACGGUCAGCUGACGUACUGGAAAAGUCAACAGGACGUGAACCGGAAGCCCCAGGGAACCAUUGCGUUGGACGAAGCGUGUCGAAUCAAUCGGGCCGAGGGUGCGUCCACGUUCGAAAUCGAUACCGGCAAGAAGGUGUACUACCUGACGGCCGACUCGCACGCCACGAUGGACGAUUGGAUCCGGGUUCUGCAGAACGUUCAGCGGAGAAACGCUACCAAAUUGCUGCUUAGCAGAGACGAUCAGAAGCCAACGGUGCAGGGGUGGGUUACCAAAGUGAAGAAUGGCCACGCGAAGAAGUGCUGGUGUGUGCUGCUGGGGAAAAUGUUCCUGUAUUUCAAGGCUCCCGGGGAGACGAAUCCCUUGGGGCAGAUAAAUAUGCGAGACGCUCGUGUAGAGGAAGUCGAGCAUGUAUCCGAUUCCGAUUCCGAAGAGCGUGAAGAUCCAGCCCAAAGCCAAGCGCGGCUCACGGUGGCCAUCUAUCCCCAACAGCAAGGAGUGGGUCCGACGUAUCUUAUACUCCCAGCGAAACAAGAGAGGGACAAUUGGUUGUACCAUUUGACGGUUGUUUCCGGGGGAGGACCAACGGCCGGUACCCAAUACGAACAGCUUAUCCAAAAGCUUAUGGAAACCGAUGGCGAUCCAAACUGCGUCUUGUGGCGACAUCCGAUUCUCCUGCAUACCAAGGAUAACAUAACCUCCCCUCUAACUUCUUUACAUUCCGAAACGCUGCAGGCGGAAGCCAUCAAACUGUUCAAGAGCUGCCAACUUUUCAUGUCGGUGGCGGUGAACCAGCCCGGUAUCGAUUACCACGUGGUGCUAGCCCAGAAUGCCCUCCAGCAGUGUCUAGACAUGACGGAGCUUCAGUCCGAACUGAUCUGUACACUCAUCAAGCAAACGUCCCGCCAUGUCGGACAGAAACUGGGUGUAGGUGUCCAGGUAAACAAGAAACUGGGCAUACCGGCUCGUCAAUUGCUGUUAUGUGCAACCCAGAGUUUGUUCACUUGCGAUACACAACAAGGCAAUGCAACUCAGACGAAUGGGAGCUCUCCAACUUCCAUUCAGGCACCGUCGGUUCCUCCGAUUGACUGCAAAUCGAAUCCACCAGCCUAUACCUUCAUCCAGGGUUGGCAACUGUUGGCACUCGCCGUAUCGCUGUUUGUGCCAAAAAAUAACCGCCUUCUGUGGUAUCUCAAGUUGUACCUACUGAGGAAUGCCGAUUCCAAAACGGAUUGUGGAAAAUACGCGGCCUACUGUGAGCGUGCGUUGGAGCGAACCAUGCAAAAUGGCGGUCGCGAGACGAAACCUUCCCGGAUGGAGGUGUUGUCUAUUCUGCUUAAAAAUCCGUACCACCAUUCAUUGCCACACGCGAUACCGGUGCACAUGAUGAAUGGCACCUAUCAGGUGGUGUCGUUCGACGGGUCAUCGACGAUCGAGGAGUUCCAUACAGCACUGGCACAGGAGAUUGGUUGCCGGGACGGCUCGAACGGGUUCACCCUGUUCAGCGACGAUCCGAUCGAAAAGGAUCUGGAGCACUACUUGGACCCGCAGGCGAAAUUGUGCGACGUGAUUUCCAAGUGGGAAACGGCUUUACGAGAGAAAGGAUCCGGCAAAUUCGAAAACUCCCGCGUCAUCCAACUAACAUACAAGAACCGACUCUACUGGAAGCACGCUGCCAAAUUGGAAACCGAAAAGGAACGUCUUCUUUUCUGUUAUCAAAUAAACCAACAAGUGGUGCAGGGUCGUUUCCCACUCUCCCGAGAUCUGGCUUUGGAGCUAUCCUCCCUGAUGGCCCAGAUCGACAUGGGCGAUUAUGCAGCGGAUAAGUCCAAGACCACCUCGCUGCAAGCUUUGGACAAAUUCUACCCAUACCGUUACCGGGACGCUUUGACACCAAACGGCCUAAAGGAACUACAGGAGCUGCUCGCGGGCAAGUGGUCCCUUCUGAAGGGUCGAUCGAUCGUCGAUUGCGUCCGAAUCUACCUAACCUGCGCUCGAAAGUGGCCCUUCUUUGGGGCAGCUCUGUUUCAAGCAAAACCUCGUCAUUCCGACCAAGCGAUGGCAUGGCUGGCCGUUUCCGAAGACGCGCUCAGUGUCUUAGAACUUUCCUCGAUGGGAUCGAUCGCCCGAUAUCCCUACAGUUCAGUCAUGACUUUCGGGGGCUGUCAGGACGAUUUCAUGUUGGUGGUUAGCGCCGAAGACACGCUAGCAGGAAGUCCCGAACAAAAGUUACUGUUCGCUAUGAGCAAACCGAAGAUUCUCGAAAUCACUCUGCUCAUUGCGGACUAUAUGAAUGCACUGGGCCAUACACUGCCCGGAACUCCCCAAAUGAACACCCUCACCCGGAAUGGAAGCCAUCGAAGUAUUAGGUCCCGAGCCCUGCCGGGUUCAUGCACGGGAACGCCUGCGCAUAACACGCUCAACUCAUCGCACGCCAACACAACGCACGCUCACAACACGCUAACGUCCCAUUCGCAUACGCUCAAUUCGCACGUUAGCCACACGCUCAGCUCGCACGGCCAGCCGGACAUCCUCAAGAGCACUCCGGACCAUCAGCGACGCUAAAUCACCACCGCCGCGCCGAGUGUCUCCCGAUAGACGACAGCAUUCGACAACAACGGAGGUUAAACGCACAACAACUAGACAUCACUAUCAUUACAAUUACGAGUGUUGAAAUUUUUGUUGUUUUGUGUAAUUCUUGGGAGUCUAUUAUGAUAUUAUUUCCGGAAUGCUGGAUUUUUAGCAAUUACGUUUAGACCGCGAAAGUGAUUUGGGAAACUACUUCCGCCUCACUCACUAGCAUUAGCCGUUAUGAUAUUAAGUUAACAAAAGCUAACCAAACUGAUUUUAAAUUGAUUUCUAAGACGUUCUCUGUAAAUAGUACCUAUUCUUCAUUCUAACCCUCCCCCAAUAGUCGUGUGGAUACGUCAAAACGCUAAGUCAAAAACUUUGUACUCAAGUGUAAAAAUUACUGAUAGUUUCUAACGAGUGCUAAUCAUCAUUUGUUUGUAGUUUCCUGGUUUAUUUCGUAACAGGAAGCAUCUAACCAAAACUAAAACAAACCAACAAACGUGUAAAUAUGAAAAGAAAAACAAACGGAUUAUAACACAUACUUCUUCCUGAAAGAGAGAGAGAGAGAGAGAGAGAGAGAGAGAGAGAGAGAGAAAGGCACAAUUAAGUGAGGAAAUGAGAUGGAUGCAUGAUAAGCUCCAUACGCCAGGAACAAGCAAAGAAAGCAAAAAUAAGACGAGCAACUAUUGUGAUUUUUAUGACAAAAACACGUCUAAACGCAAGGGAAUACAGGCAGUUAAAAAUUACGUGAUUGAAUGCGAGAAAAAAACUAAGUCCAUGCAAUGAAAUUACGCAGAAACUGUGAACGAACCAGUGAAGUGGUGAGAAAAUAACAUAUAAGAAACAACUUGAGCUAAAACGAAAUACAUUUAAACAAUGACGAAAACAUAUAUACUGAUUUAGGCGCUACUAUAAAUAGAAAAUGAUAGGGUCUGCAUAAUUUCCAAGCAAAAAAAAAACAGACAAAUACUGGAGAGGAGAAUGUAUUCAACCAAUCGUUUUAUUUUUGUUCUCUGAAACCUCUAUGUAAUCGAAAUAGAAGCAACUAGAAUCGCAUCUCUAGAUGAAAGUGAAUCGGUGUAUUCUUGGCUUGUAUAAUAGCCUCUCUUGUAGUUGUGUUGACCGCAAAUGGAAGGUAACUAAAAAAAAACACAAAUAUUGGACAGUGUUGUAACCAGGGUGAGGAAACGAGAAUCAAACCAGAAUGAGAUGGAAAAUAAAAUCA
Messenger RNA from Toxorhynchites rutilus septentrionalis, 7185 nucleotides. RefSeq lists its product as uncharacterized. NCBI's taxonomy places the organism in Eukaryota, Metazoa, Arthropoda, Insecta, Diptera, Culicidae. The transcript is spliced from 19 exons. The record is from RefSeq and is a predicted model, not a curated record. Gene Ontology annotation, cellular component: cytoskeleton. The coding region runs from base 1197 to 5954 and encodes 1585 amino acids.